Molecule: messenger RNA, 5361 nt
Organism: Symbiodinium sp. CCMP2592
Lineage: Eukaryota; Dinophyceae; Suessiales; Symbiodiniaceae
Source: the annotation of a GenBank genome assembly
AUGGAGAAAGAGAGUGGCCAAUCUGCAGAGAAGGGUGUUCUGGCCCUUGCUUUUAUGACCUACGACCUCUUCAUCAUUCCCGCCUCAGUCUUCCACUGGGAGCAGUCGAUGAAAGACUUCGUGCACGCGGUGCAGAUCCUGUCCACCGCCUACUGGCUUCUGGAUAUCCCCGCUUCAUUCUUUACCGCCGUCUACGUGAACAACACUCUGCUGACCAAGCCCUCAGACAUCGCGAAGGAGUAUCUGAAGACUUGGUUCUUUUUCGACGUCUUCAUCGUGAUUCCGGAGAUCCUUCUCUGGGGCGGACAAGCCGAUGCCCAAGGAGUUGGCUUGGUUCACGUCCUCGUGUUCUCUAAAUAUGUCAAAGUCGGAAAAUCCUCGAUCCACUGCACUCACAAGUCUACCGGCAGCGAUCCUCCAAUCCUUGGACGGCUCCGAGGAUAUAGCUCCAUCGCGCGAGAGAUGGGCGCUGAGCUGACUUAUGCACCGAUCCUGUUUGUGUCCCACAACCCUUGGAUGGCAGAGCUUGCAGAAAGCUUCAUACACAACUACUUGAAGGUUUACCACCCGGAAAUCUGUCUCGACCACACGUCCUCCAAGAAGGGCGCCGCUGGACAUGAAACCUACGACCUUGCGGGCCUGAACAUGGUGCUGUCCGCCGCUUCUUUUGCCGCGAGCCGCACCGUGGAUCAACUCACCUCCGGCAAGAAAACUUUCAUGGCCGUUAGCUCAAGGGUGACAAUGAGAGUCGCCCUGCUGUUGAUCGGCGCACUGGUGCGCCCGCUCGGGGGGCUAUGGCCUUUCGCUGUGGGUAGCGAAAACCAAACGUGCGACAAAGGAGGAGCAGGUUCGUGCCCUACAGAAGGGCACGAGCCUUACAGUACCCGUGGCUCGGAACCGAGCCCGGGAGCAUCGUACUGGUGGUUCGACUGGUCCUGGGAAGGCUCCACUGAACCGAAAGCCAGCACGCCCCAAGCCGAAGACGCCCAUUCUCGUCGCUGGUACUUCCGGAUUUUGGCCGGAGUACUGUGGGAGAUAUGGGAAGGGGGGUUGACCUGGUGCGGCACCCUGUGUGCCUCCAUUGGGCUCGCUGCAAGGUGGACCUAUUGGCUGGCCACCACUACCAUCCUGCUGGGUAUGUUACAACUUACCUAUUGGACCUAUGCGUGGGUCGUCAGGCCCAUCUUCGUCGUCAUUGGAGCACUGCUCCAGUACGUGGCGGGCCGAGGGACCUGGGAGGCCGUGCUGAGGGGGCGCGCUCCGCGCCCGGGUGAGGAAGAAGGGCGCACUCCGCGCCACGAUUUGUCAGAGACCGAAUCGGAGGAAGAAGACAACCCGUGCCAGGCCGAUGCGAUCGCCUGGAAAGAGGGCACGCAGACGAAAAGGCUCAGCAAAGAGCGCUGCAAAGACGAGAGCUACGACCUUUCAAAGACCAGAAGAGCUUGCUCAGUCGAGGGCUGUGGGAAGGUCGCCCAGACAGUGAAGGGAAGCCAGAAAGAGGUCCAUCAGCCGUGGCGCGGAGCGCGCCCGGCCGCAUUCGCAGGAUGCCACACCCAAGCGCGGAACGCGGAUCAGGUACUCACGGGGUUGACCUGGGAAGAGAUCGCGGGGAUACCGGAUGAAGAUCUUCGAAAAAGGGCCAUAUUUCUCAAGCAAAGAGGCGCGACGCCCGGCCCAACUUCAGGUGGACCGGACAGGAGCGCCUCCAGAACCGAUGCACCAGACGACAGCCAGGCCCUGUUCGCGUAUAUGGAAGCGAGACUCCAGGGGAAGGGGCACGACUCAGCUGUCGAGGUGUCCGAGGUGGACGGCCGGACUCCGUCCGAGAGACAGAGGCGUCUCCGGGAACUGGCACGGAGGCAUUGCAUACGAAUUACCAGCGAACUACCGGCCGAGGCCAGCAAAUUCAUUUGGGAACUAGCCCAACCGCAGGUCUCGACAGACGGGCAGCCAGGAGGAGGUUUCUACCCGUGGACCGCUUCGGACCCGGGUCCUCCUUCUCACCACCAGAGCAGGACAAGUCCGUGGGCUGCUCCAGCCCCGGAACGUCCGUGGGCAGCCCAGGGCUCGGAUCACCGGCCAACCGCUCAGGCAUUGUUCAGGCAAAACCCCGGAGCAGGGGGAGCUGGGGGCAGAACUGAUGCGGUAGAUGCGCUGGCCCAGGCCACCAGGGCUUUCCGAGCAGGAGCCUUCACGGAUGCAGAGGCACCCGCAGCAGACGAGACGACUAAAGCCCUCCAGGCGAUAGCCAAAAGCCUGACCUCCAAGGAAGACGCCCUCGCACAGGAGCGAGGUAAACUGGCAUCAAUUGGGCGAUUGGAGGAGAGGCUUGUGUUUUUGCUCCGGGGCUGCGACUCCCUGAGUGUCACUCUCUGCCCUGGCGUGGUAGGGAAAGAACUCUUUCAUGCGCUUCGCAUCGCAGGGACGCAAGCGAGACCUCAGUUGCGGAAGAUCGAGUUCCCCUGCAACAUUCAAAACCGGCACAGCUAUGGAUUUGCGGCCCUGCAGCUGGGAGGGAAAACGCUCAACACGCUGCCGGAGUACUGCCUAUCGGCCGGAGAUUUUCCACUCACCUCGGAGGAAGAUUUCGACAACUACGGGGGCUCACCUGACCUCAAACUCGAACGUAAAGGUCGGUACCCUAACACGCUGACCUCAUGGUUCAGAGCCGCCCUCCGCCAGUCUUGGGCCUUCUCCUGUCUCUUUGGAGAGGAAUAUUACCCCGUGCUCGAAAAGGCCGCUUCACAUCUGUUGCGCUUAGGGGAACAACAUGGCUAUGCCUGGCCAGCGUCCGCAGUCUACGGUGCAUGGGAAGAACUUUGGGCCCGUUUUUGCGAAGAAGCACGGGAGUUGGAUCGUCGCAUUCGCAGAGCCAUGCAAGACGAGUCUGAGCUGCUGGGGGACAAGACCUAUAACGGGCAGCCCUGGCUCCAACUGCCGGGUACCUUUCGCCUUGACGACGAUACCCAAUACUUCUGCACCGAUAUGUUGCCGCGCAUGCAGCGCCAACUCUCUCGAGCGUGUUGGGCCGGCGCACAGAAGAAGGGCAACACCGGGGGUCGGGCUGCUGGAGAAGGGGAUGCCACCGAGGCUCGAACCGAGCCCGGUGUUCCUCCACCCCCUAAGGAGGGUCGAGCUGGUGGCGAGGCGGCGGAUAAAGCCGCCCCACCAAAACUUCUCGGUCCCAGCCUCACGCCCAAGGAAGCGGCCCGGUCCCUGGACCACCGACCGAAAGACCAACAGGGCCAAUACCUCUGCUGGGACUUCCUGACACAUCGCGGGUGUAACAAGGGACAUGUUGUGGCAGAUUUGGAUAAUGUCCUGCCUACCGACCGGGAAGAAACCCUGGGCGCACUUCUCAAAGACGAAGGCAGCAACUGGUGGCGCGACGUCGAUGCCGACGCCGCUACUCUUACCUGCCCUAGCUCAAAAUUUGAGAAGUCGGCGCGAGCGGACGCUAUGCGAGUCGUUGACGCGGCUGAACCCGCCCUGGGGCCUUAUCCCACUGGACUGGUGGGUGUCUACCUGCGCAAUCGCCUUCUACGCCUCCGCGAGGAAACGGGUCGUGCCCCCGAGCUUGAGGAUGUUACGCACCUGUUGGAGGAAGCUGUCUCCCUGGGUGGCCCAGAGCUGUCUGAAGAAGCCGCCCGCCUCCUUGAGGAACGCGGCAUCCACCGCAAGGCCGGCGAGUCCCCCCUGGUGCAGCUUUCAGGUCUUACAUGGAAUUCCACCAUCGGAACGCUCACCUGGAAGGGCGUCGGUCACUGGGCCAUGUACGACUACCAAGACCAGCUUCCCCUCUCUUCUGAGGCAUGCGAACAGAUGGGAUUUGCCGCCGCCUGCGACGAGCCUAAGCAGUGUUUGUUGCUGCACGUCGCCGCCGCUUACCUCGCCACACCGGACCAGCCUCUCCCCACACCCGAGGCGGUUUGGGCUCUCGCCUCCGAGUGGAGAGUCCGGUGGUGCUCGCAGGCACGAGUCGCCGAGGACUCUCUGGGGCCAACGCCCGAACGGCUCACGCAGGCCGAAGCGGAUGUCCGAGUGUUCCACCACGACCUUCUCCAUUUUGGGCACGACCGCGACUACCGCACUUUGGUUGCCCACCCUUUGGAGGAGUGGGAGUGCCUGGGCUUGGCCGUCCUGCGCCUCGACGCUUAUAUGCGGCCCAGCGUCGAGGUUGUCUGUGGCCGCCGCUAUAGCGGUAAAGCUGAGGACACCCGGUGGGUGCUGGUGCACCGUGGCCACAUGCGUUUGCUGGUUCCCGACGAGUCCUGCUUGCCGCCCUUGGGGAGCCGCGAGCUCGAGGCCGCUGGCUGGGAGGCGUACCUUGAGGAGGCGGAGGGCUCUCCGCUUCUCGACGCGGGGCGUCUCCUGCAGUGCCAGGUCUCCCACCCCAAGCGGGCGCCCGGAUCGUUUCGGACAGGGCGUGAAGCCGGGGCGUUUGGGUUACAGGUUUUGCGCGCCGGUCGGGGCCACUCUGUCGAGGCCCGUUCCGGGCCCGACAAGCACACAGCUGCUCCCGCUAUUUCGACCAAGUCCGUCGACUGGCCGCUGCUCUCCUGUCUGCCCCCCGCAGGAGGCGUCUCUUGCCUCUGGCUACUCCCCGCCGCGCUGCCGCCGGGUCCGCCUGCCGACGAGUGGUCUUCUGUUUUGCGGCUGGCCGCCGCGCAGUUGCAAACCGGUGGGCGCUGCGUGCUCGAGGCUCCCCUCUACCGGCGGGCUUGGACCGACAAGGCCACACGCAUCCAACUUGCCGGCGCGUGUUGGCAUGCCGAACGCCUGCCCAGCCCCUUGUUGGGCCCGGCCGGCGGAGUUACUAUGUUGCGCGCGUCUUUUUGCGUGCCCCCUGGGCUCGCCGCGCUUUGUAGUACCGGGGGGGGGGAGGAGGAUUUUGCUUCCAAAAUGCAAAGGCUGAAGACCGUUCUUGAUAACCCUGCGGGGGAGGCUGAGCGAAAAAGCCAAGAAGCUGACCUCUCUGAGGGAACAGGUGACUCCGUCAGGUGCGGAAAGCUGUUCGCUGACUCCGGCCCGCUCCUGGGGCCUCCGCCGUCCUGGCUGCCUAAGAGCCUCUCCAAAGAAGCAGAAGAGGCGGCGGAGGCCUACCUGCAGAAGGUGCACCAGGUUGAGUACUCUUUGGAAGCGUGGAAUGGUGCCGUGCAAGCGGGAACGACCCUCCUCAGGCUUUGUGGAGGAUGGAAGGGGACGGUGGGAGCGCUGCGCUACGCGUGGAGGGCUCGGGGAGAAGAUCACUUCGCAGGGCUCUUUGAUCACCACCUCGACAGUCACCUUCCGGAGGAUCUCCUUGCGUGGGUUAGAAGGGGUAAAGGCCGAGUACCGUGGCACGCAGCGUGCCCGGGUUAA